Galleria mellonella (greater wax moth) is the source of this 3720-nucleotide messenger RNA. RefSeq lists its product as uncharacterized. The transcript has 4 exons. NCBI's taxonomy places the organism in Eukaryota, Metazoa, Arthropoda, Insecta, Lepidoptera, Pyralidae. The coding region runs from base 1 to 3720 and encodes 1239 amino acids. The record is from RefSeq and is a predicted model, not a curated record.
AUGGCCGAUUUAAAGAAAUUGUUUAAUAAACGCACAGCAAUAAAAGGCAUUCUCACGCGUCAUUAUACAUUCAUCAGCGAUAUAAACAACCAACAAAAGCUGUAUGAAAUAAAAUCUAGACAUAAAAAUUUUGAAAAACUAUUAGAUGAUUAUAUGGAAAUUCAGGUAGAAAUAGAAACUUUACAAGAUGAGGAAUCAGAUGCAAUAGAAACAGAGAACUUUGAAAGAAAAUAUUACGAAACUUCAGCUAUGUAUUUAGAAUUUUUAAAUAUCACGACAAAUAAUACUUCAGACAUGAACACCAACAUCCCUUCAAUAAAUCCAAUAAAACAAGUACCCAUACCACAACUCAUCAUCCCAAAUUAUUGUGGUGAGAUAAGAGAGUGGAAUAAUUUCAAAAAUUUAUUCCUCUCCGUGAUUGAUAAGAAUAGUACGUUGUCAAAAAUCGAAAAAUUCUACUAUUUGAAGUCUUAUCUAAAGGGAGAAGCUGCGAGCUUAAUUUCAUCAUUACCAAUCAAGGAGGAUAAUUAUGAAAUCGCUUGGAUGACACUCGAAAAACGAUAUGAAAAUAAAAUGCUAACUGUCAAUCACUAUCUAAAAAUUUUAAACUACAAUACGAUUACGAGAGAUAAUAUCAAGGAUUUUCUCAGUAAAUUACAACAAUCUUUAGAUGCAUUGAAUGCAAUGCAAGUUGAUAUAACUGAGGUAAUAUUAAUAUAUUUAAUUACUCACAAGAUGGACAAUUCCUUAAGAAUGGCAUGGGAAUUAAGCAGACAAACCACUGAAAUACCAAAAUUGAUGGAUUUGAUGGACUUUUUAAACUAUAGAUCAGUUGCGUUCGAAAAUGUCAAAGAUAAAAAUACUCAUGCAUAUAAUACGACGCCUCAUUCUCAUAUUAAAAAGACGUCUCAACUAUCAACUUCUCCAGCCUCAGAAACUUGCCCGUUGUGUGAUAAAAAUCAUAAUUUACAAGGAUGUAGGAAUUAUCUAAGCAUGACGCCGCGACAACGAAGUGACUAUGUGAAGUCUAAUAAGCUUUGUUAUAAUUGUUUAUAUCCUUUUCAGAUCCCUCACAAAUGUACCAAGGUCACUUGUAAAUUUUGUCAAAAACGUCACCAUCAUACAUUACAUAUGAAUAUGCAUCAUAGGGCAGGCACAUCCACUCAAGGUGAAAUAAAUCCAGUGACUCUAUCUACAAACGAGCCACGUAUAAACGAGACAGAGACGCCAACCCCACAUGCAGCUGCAUUAGUUGCUAGACCUACUCAAUACGCAGGUACUGUAUUAUUAGGCACUGCCAUAGUCAAUUUACGUAGUCGAAACGGCAACUGGAUUAACGCACGCGUGUUAUUAGACUCGGGUAGCGAAGUAAAUUUUGUAACUAAACACUUAACAGAUAAAUUACAAUCCACACUGAUUCCAAAUCAUUGUGUAGUACAAGGUAUUGGUAGUUUGCCUAAAACUACGCAUUACUAUUCUACUUUAAAAAUAUUUUCAACAACCUCUGACGUUACUUAUAGACUUAAUUGUAAUAUUACUGAAAGGAUUACCGUUCCACUUCCUCAUAUGGAUAUUAACAUUGCUAGGUGGAAUAUAUCUACGGAAUUUACACUUGCCGAUCCUCAGUUUUUCAUAAGAAACGACAUUGAUAUACUCAUCGGAGCAGAGUUAUUUUUCCAUAUUGUUAAUGGAGAAACUAUCUCUUUAGGAUCUAGACGACCCUCUAUGAUUAAAUCCACAUUAGGGUGGCUGAUAUCAGGUCCAGUAGAAUUUAGAGGUGAUAAUAAUACGGUUGUUUCUCUUUGCUCUUACAAUGAUAUUUGCUGUAAGGACUUGUUGACCAAGUUCUGGGAGCAAGAGGAAAUUAGAGAUCCUCUACCAGUAGUUACUACGUCGCAACAAAAAUGCGAGGAUAUUUACGUGAGUACUACGGUUAGAGAUAGCGUAGGCCGAUUCAUAGUCAAUUUACCGGUCGACGAACAAAAGUUACAAGGUAUAGGAAAUUCGUUUAAUGUCGCCUACAAAUUUUUACUUGCUUUGGAAUCUAGGUUUAACAAAUUACCAAACUUAAAACGUCAAUACAAGGAAUUUAUCAACGAAUAUAUUGAGUUAGGUCAUGCAUACAUUAUACCUAACUUUCGUUAUAAUGAAAAUGAGAUUGCAUGUUAUCUUCCACACCAUGCGGUGAUACGUGCCGAGGCAAUUUCUACAAAGCUGCGUGUAGUAUUUAAUGCUAGCGCCAAAACGUCUUCCGGGCUGUCACUUAAUGAUAUUCAAUACGAUUGCCCAGACAUUCAUACAGACAUUGUCGAUAUUUUAUUGAGAAUUCGUUUAUUAAAAUACUUUUUUUGCUGUGAUAUAGUUAAAAUGUUCCGGCAAAUAAAUAUAAAUAAAUUACAGACAUCAUUGCAACGAAUAUUAUGGCGUGACAACCCUACAGAAGGGUUAAAAUGCAUAGAGUUGACAACAGUCACUUAUGGUACUAAGUCAGCGCCAUAUCUCGCAUUUCGUACAUUAAUCGAACUCGCACGUCGAGAAGGUGACUCUUUUCCACUGGCUUCUCCAGCUAUUUUCCAUAAUACUUACAUGGAUGACAUCUGUUACGGUGCAAAUACACUUGAGGAGUGUAAGGAAGUAAUAUCUCAAUUACAGUCACUUCUACGGAGGGGAGGCUUUCAGUUGCACAAAUGGUCAGGUAACCAUAUUGAAAUUUACAAUCAUAUAAAAUCACUACAUAAUGACAAUAGUCCAAGUAGUAAUACGCUUUUCACAGAUAAGGAAAAUAUUAAUAUUCUAGGUGUUACAUGGAAUAAGAACAGUGACGAAUUUAUUUUAAAUAUUCCAAUCAAUACUUUAAGAGUUUACACAAAACGGUCUAUUCUUGCUUUUGUUGCGAAAAUUUAUGAUCCCAUGGGUAUUUUAGGACCUGUCGUAAUAAGAGUUCCGUUGGCUAGUCAUAUGGGAGGUAUUUAUGAAGCAGGGAUAAAGGCAGCUAAGAACUUGAUGAAGCGGCAGUUAGGUAAUACAAGGCUUCCUUAUGAAGAAUUAAAUACGAUAGUCAUUCAAAUAGAAGGGAUCUUGAAUUCUAGGCCGUUAUGUGCGAUGUCAGAUUUACCUAAUGACAUGACCUGUCUUACCCCAGCUCAUUUUUUGAUAGGCAACUCUUUGAUGGAUAUACCUGAGCCUAACACGAUGCAUAUUCAACACAAUAGAUUAUCACUUUUUCAAAGAAUUACAGUAUUAAAACAACAAUUUUGGCGUCAAUGGAAAUUACAAUAUUUAGCAGAGUUACAAAGUCGUCCUAAAUGGAUGAAUGUUAGGAAAAAUAUACAGAAGGGUGACCUUGUUAUAGUUAAAGAUGAGGAUACUCCUCCCAGUGUUUGGUCGUUGGGAAGAGUAAUCAAUAUAUACCCUAACCAGGAUGAUGAUCUCGUAAGGGUGUCUCAAAAGAAAGGUGACAUUUGUUUUGGUUAUUUCGUGAACGGAACUACUCUAAAGGGUUCGGGAGGUAUGUCAUUCGGUAGCCUAGCUUCUGCAAAUUUAGUCGCUAUAGAGCAUUUCUCUGGACAUGACUGUGCGUUGUGCGUACGCGAAUUUUACAAAAACGGUUAUACAGAAGAUUAUAAUCUGCCACUACGUUUGGCGUUAGUGGACUUUGAGAAAACCGGUCAAGACAUGGGCGGUACUGCAGUCCCUCCAGCGGUGCCAGAUUUACUGUAG